AUGUCGUCGAGAGCCAAGAAGCUCAACGCCCUGGCCGCGCUCAAGGCCAAGCGCGAUGGCGCUCCCAUGCCUUCGACCUCCAAAUCUGGCAACUACUCGGACGAAGACGACGCCAUCUACGACGAGGUUUCCGAAGACGAGUACCGCUCCAUCCUUCGAGGCCGUGUCAUGGACGACGAUUUCAUCGAGGACGACGACGGAUCGGGCUACGUAGAUCACGGUCAGGAUGAGUGGGAUGACCGUACUGGAGCAGGUCAUGACGAGGACGACGACACCGAAGACGAACAGGAAUACUUUGAACGCACCGGCAAGCGCAAGCCCAAAAAGGGCUCUAAAGCUGGUGCCAAGGGUGCUUCAUCUGCUAGCAAGAAGUCAAGCCUCACCGCCGCAUUCAGCAAGCAGCGCAAGGCUUCUAGUGGUGCGGACUUAUCGGCGAACCGCGCACGCGAGGCGCAACGCAUGCGAUCAGCCGCUCUCGACGCGUACCGCCCCACGGUGAGCAAGGAAAAGGAGGAAGACUUCAUGACCAGCCUCAUGGGCGACCUCGACGAGUUUGGCGCCCAGCCUUCAACAUCUUCGCACGAUCCAGCCAGCCCUUCUCCCGCCCACCGCCUCAGCACCUCCCUUUCCAAGAAGCGAAAGCAGCACGAAGAGAGCGCCUUCUCUCGAUUCCGCCCUUCCACCUCUGCCAGCGCCAGCAACGGCUUCACGAGUCCUUCGUCAGGUGCUCCUACUAGCGACUCGGCACAGCCCUCCAGCGACAGUGUUGAGCCCCGUGUCCAUGUCAGCGGCAGCGAUACCCCACCGUGGGGUCCCAACCUCGGCUCGGAUCCCGUCUUUGAGCUCGAUGAUGAGCCUCUCACUUCCAACAAGAAGCUCCGCGGUCCAAAGGGGCUGCCCAGUCGCAUCGGCAGCCUCGGUCUCGGCGAUGCAGACAACGACGUCUUCAUCAGUCAUCCUUCCAAGCGAGCAGCUGGCCUCAGCAAUGAUGCACUCGCCUUCAGCGACGAUGAGGCCGACGAUCUCGCUGUUCGCCGAGUCGAGGUCGGUUCGCUUCCGGCAAAGACCGUAGAUGCUCGAGGACAGGCGUCGCGUCCCAAGCCGGUCACUGUUGAGACACCCCGUGCAUCAAAGGUGGACGAUAUCAAGAAGGACAUCAAGACACCAUCAGCAUUCUCCUCCUCGGCAACACCAAAGACCUCCCUCAAGGACGAAAGCAAGACACCAGCUAGCAGGAGUAGCUGGCAGAAGGUUCACAACGAUCUCAUCAAGAAUGUCGAGCAGGCAACACCAACGCCUGCUGCUGGCAGCAACAUCAAGACGGCUCCCGGCAAUGCGACACCCUCCGCAGGCAAGGUCGCUGCAUUUGAAGAGGACAAGUCACUCUUCUUCUACUGGCUCGACUACCUCGAGGGCGAGAAUGGCGUCGUCUACCUCGUCGGCAAGGUCAAGGACAAGGAGACCGGUCGCUAUGUCUCGUGCUGCUUGACAGUCAACGGCAUCGAGCGAUGCAUCUUCCUCCUGCCUCGCAGCAAGCAGCUCGAGGACGGCCACGAGACGGACCGUGCUGUCGGCGAAGACGAGAUCUAUGACGAGUUCGAGGACCUCUCGGCCAAGCACGGCAUCAAGCGCUUCCUCUCCAAGUGGGUCACGCGUAAGUACGCCUUCGAGCAGGCUGGCGUCCCCGCCGAGUCGGACUACAUGAAGAUCCGCUAUGGCUUCGACGAGCCGCAGCUGCCAUUCGACUUCAAGGGCAGGACGUUUAGCAAGACUUUUGGCACCAAUACUUCGCCCUUUGAGCUGCUGGUGGUCAAGCGACGUAUCUUUGGACCCAGCUGGCUCAAGAUCUCCAACGCCAGUGUGACGGAAGGCUCGACACCCAUCUCGUGGUGUAAGAUGGAAGUUUCGAUCGAUGACCCGAAGGACAUCUCCCCCAUCUCAGAUGUCGACACGACCUCGCCCCGCGAGACGCCUCCUCUGACGGUCAUGUCGAUUGCCACCCGCACCGUCGUCAACCACAAGGAGAACAAGCAGGAGCUUGUCGCCGUCAGCGCACGUACCUGGACCGACCACCAGAUCGAAGACCCAACGCCACCGGAACAGCUCCCUUGCUCUGUCUUCACUGCGGUGCGCCCGCUCGGCAGCAUGUUCCCGCCCGGAUUCGAGGCCGAGGCGCGCAAGAGCAAGAUCAAGAUCCACACGCUCAAGUACGAGCGUAUGCUUCUCAACGCCCUUCUUGCCCAGAUCCACAACGCCGACCCAGAUGUGAUCGUCGGCCACGAGUUCAACGGCGUCUCGCUCGACGUGCUGCUCCAUCGCAUGAAGGACCUGCGUGCUGAUCACUGGUCGCGUGUCGGCCGCUUCCGUCGUCCCAAGUGGCCAAAGCUGAAGCAGGGCAUGAACCUCAAGAUCCUCGCCGGCCGACUCGUCUGUGACUUGGCAUCCGACAACGGCAAGUCGAUGAUUACCUCCACCACAUGGUCGCUCACCGAAAUGUGCGGCACGCACCUCAAGAUCCAGCGCGAAGACAUCGACCCUGAGGAAACGGCGUCCUUCUUCGACUCGCUCGCCCCCUCCCCGGAACGCUUGAUGACGUUUGUCCGCCACUGCGAGGUGGACACGUUCUUCCAGAUGGCCAUCGCUGCCAAGGUGCAGAUUCUGCCGCUGACCAAGCAGCUGACCAAUCUGGCGGGCAACAGCUGGAACAAGACGCUGAACGGUGGUCGUGCCGAACGAAACGAGUACAUUCUGCUGCACGAUUUCCACCGUCAGAAGUACGUCUGCCCAGACAAGAUCUCAGCUUGGGAGAAGAAGCAGAUCCAGCAAGCCGCCGAGCUCAAGGCGAAGGCGAAAGCGAAGGCUGGCGGCGCUGCUGCAGUGGCAACGGCGGUGGUGAACAGCAAGAAGGACAAGUUCAAGGGUGGUCUCGUCUUCGAGCCCAAGCGUGGGCUGUGGGACAAGUACAUCUUGGUCAUGGAUUUCAACUCGCUCUACCCCUCGAUCAUCCAGGAGUUCAACAUUGACUUUACCACGGUCGAGCGUCCACCUACGCAGGGUCUCGAGGACGAAGAGGUUGCUGCUGCUGCCUCUUCUGCUGCCUCUGCAGGCGUCGAGGGCGAGACUGCUGGGGACGCGGCUGCUGACGUGGACAAGAUUCCCGAAGUCCCCUCUUCUGACGUGGACCAGGGUGUUCUUCCGCGCAUCAUUGCUCAGCUCGUCGCGCGUCGUCGCCAAGUCAAGUCCCUGAUGAAGGACAAGACCGCCACGCCAUCCCAGCUGAUGCAGUGGAACAUCAAGCAGCUCGCGCUCAAGCUCACGGCCAACUCGAUGUACGGCUGUCUCGGUUUCGAGAACUCGCGUUUCUACGCCCGCCCUCUCGCCGCGCUCACCACCUUCAAGGGUCGAGAGAUCCUCACCGCCACCAAGGACCUCGCCGAGUCGAUGCUGCUCGACGUCAUCUACGGUGACACGGACAGUGUUAUGAUCAAUACCAACGCCACCGAGUACCGCGAAGCCCUUCGGAUCGGCCAAGAGUUCAAAAAGUCGGUCAACGAACGCUACCGGCUGCUCGAGAUCGACAUUGACGGUGUGUUCGAGCGCAUGCUUCUGCUGCAGAAGAAGAAGUACGCGGCGGUGCUGGUGGACGAGGAUGGCAAGCGGACGACCGAGAUCAAGGGUUUGGAUAUGAAGCGUCGCGAGUACUCGGCGUUGAGCAAGAACGUAUCGAACUACGUCCUCGACCAGAUCCUCUCCGGGCAAGCGACCGAGUUGGUGGUGGAGCACAUCCACGAGUACCUCUCGCAGAUGUCGACGCGCAUCAAGACGGGCGAGGUGGCCAUGGACGAUUUCAUCAUCUACAAGCGACUGGGUAAGAACCCGGAGGACUACCCCGAUGUCAAGUCGCAACCGCACGUGCAGGUUGCGUUGAGGAUGAAGGCCCGUGGAGGUAGUGCGCGAAUGGGCGAUGUGAUCCCGUACAUCUUCUGCCUGGGCGAGGAUGGGAGUUCGAGCACCAAGACGGCGCAGGCGGAGCGGGCGCACCACCCGGACGAGCUCAGGAGGAAGGAGUCGGAGCUCAAGAUCGACUACGAGCACUACCUAGCGCUGCAGAUCCUGCCGCCUGUCGAGAGGCUGUGCGAGAGCAUCGAGGGGACGGACCGCUCGCGGCUUGCCGAAUGUCUAGGAUUGGACCCGAGCAAGUACUCCAACGUCUCGAUCUCGCAUGCUGGGGCUGGAGCGGAUCGCGAGUUCGCUACGCUCGAUUCGCAGAUUCCGGACGAGGUGAGGUUCGCUCGAUGUGCGCCGCUGACGCUCACCUGUCCGUCGUGUCGCGAGACGAGCACGUUCUUGGGUCCCGCUCACCGAACACCCACCGCCGCGAUCAAGCCCUUGGGCGACUCGACCAACGUGCCCGUCGAGGAGCGCAAUGCGAUCACGACCAAGGGCAUUCGGUGCACGAACCCGGCGUGUCAACGCAUGUUGCCGCUAGCCACAGUGGCGAUCCAGCUCGAACUCGCAAUUCGCAGCUACGUUGAGCGCUACUAUGCCGGAUGGACCGAGUGCAGCGAUGCCAACUGCGGCUCGCGGACGCGCAUGGCGAGUGUCUACGCUAAACGAUGCCUCGCGAUUCACGAUGCCAAGUCGGCGGCGUUGCUCGACGCUACGAGCUCCACAGGCGGCGCCCAUCUCGCCUGCCGCGGUCGCGUAGAACCGAGUUACAGAGACAAGCAGCUGUACGACCAGCUGAUCUACCUGGAAUCGCUCUUCGAUGCGGGGAGGAUCAGGGACAAGGUCACCGGUGCGGGCGCGGCCGUGACGGCAAGCGGCAAAGCGUGGCAGGACGAAGUGGUCGCCGUGCUGGACGUCAACAGGAGAGAACUCGAGGCGCUGCACAAGACGGUGGAUCGGUAUCUCGCAAAGAACGGGAGGAGGUUCGUUAAGCUAGGCAGCUUGUUUAGGUUCAUGAAGGUGUGA
Messenger RNA from Kalmanozyma brasiliensis GHG001, 4974 nucleotides. Its product is annotated as Zinc finger, DNA-directed DNA polymerase, family B, alpha. The record is from RefSeq and is a predicted model, not a curated record. Gene Ontology annotation, biological process: lagging strand elongation; leading strand elongation; DNA replication. Gene Ontology annotation, cellular component: alpha DNA polymerase:primase complex. Lineage: Eukaryota; Fungi; Basidiomycota; Ustilaginomycetes; Ustilaginales. The coding region runs from base 1 to 4974 and encodes 1657 amino acids. The transcript has 2 exons. Gene Ontology annotation, molecular function: pyrimidine nucleotide binding; single-stranded DNA binding; DNA-directed DNA polymerase activity.